ACGUGAAGCUAUCUACUUCCCGCUUAAUGCCUCUGCCAGGCUGCCCUGACCUAGUAUGGCUACUCAGGCUCAUGCCUCACUAUGGUCUCGAAGCCGCCACUAACCGGCCAGGUUCCGGGAGGCGCUGUUCAGGAUGCAACCACCCCCGCCCGUCUCUCCCCUCCCCCACGCCCGCGGCGGCGGCGGCGGUGACUGGAGCCCGGAUGCGGCGCCGUGAGACAAGCCCGUGAGAGCGGCGCGGAUGGAUCCAACAUGGCGGCGCCGAACCUGAGCCGAGAGAAGAGACUUCGGAAAUUAAGUUUCUUGCAGAGUACACUGGGGAUCACAGCUGUUGAGCAGGGAUUCUGGAAAGCAUUGUGUUCCUGAGCCCCCAGCAUGGCGGGCUUAAAGAGGCGGGCAAGCCAGGUGUGGCCAGAAGAACAUGGUGAGCAGGAACACGGGCUAUAUAGUCUACACCGCAUGUUUGACAUCGUGGGCACCCACCUGACGCACAGAGAUGUGCGUGUGCUUUCCUUCCUCUUUGUUGAUGUGAUUGAUGACCAUGAACGUGGACUCAUCAGAAAUGGACGUGAUUUCUUAUUGGCACUGGAGCGCCAGGGCCGCUGUGAUGAGAGUAACUUCCGCCAGGUGCUGCAGCUGCUGCGCAUCAUCACUCGCCAUGACCUGCUGCCCUAUGUCACCCUCAAGAGGAGACGGGCUGUGUGCCCUGAUCUUGUGGACAAGUAUCUGGAGGAGACAUCAAUUCGCUAUGUGACCCCCAGAACCCUCAGUGAUCCAGAUCCGAGGCCUCCCCAGCCCCCUAAAACAGUGCCUCCCCACUAUCCUGUGGUGUGCUGCCCCACUUCAGGUCCUCAGAUGUGUAGCAAGCGGCCAGCCCGAGGGAGAGCCACACUUGGGAGUCAGCGCAAACGCCGGAAGUCAGUGACACCUGAUCCUAAGGAAAAGCAGACAUGUGACAUCAGACUACGGGUUCGGGCUGAAUACUGCCAGCACGAGACUGCUCUGCAGGGCAAUGUCUUCUCUAACAAGCAGGACCCACUUGAGCGCCAGUUUGAACGCUUUAACCAGGCCAACACCAUCCUCAAGUCCCGGGACCUGGGCUCCAUCAUCUGUGACAUCAAAUUCUCUGAGCUCACCUACCUCGACGCAUUCUGGCGCGACUACAUCAAUGGCUCAUUACUAGAGGCACUUAAAGGUGUCUUCAUCACAGACUCCCUCAAGCAAGCUGUGGGCCAUGAAGCCAUCAAGCUGCUGGUCAAUGUGGACGAGGAGGACUAUGAGCUGGGACGACAGAAACUCCUGAGGAACUUGAUGCUGCAAGCAUUGCCCUGACCUUUUCCCCUUCUUACUUCUUGGGGACUGUUCCCACCAUCCACCUCUGGAGCUUACAUACUGUUCUGGAGUUUGUUCUCUACCCUUCCAACCAAUCACACCCCUGCCCUUUUUUUUUUUUUUUUUUAAAAAAGACAAAGGAAAAUGGAAGUGGUAUUCCCCACCCCUCCCUGCACCCAUGUGCCUGGGCUUCCCCUUUGUUUCCUGUUUUCACCUACCCCCUAAUGUGUGUCUCUACAGUCACCUUACCACUGAGCCGUAAGACAAACGUAAAGGGAGAAGCAAAGUCUAUAGAACAGUCUUUGUAAGGGAUUGAAGUGAACACUGCUUUUGGGUGCAUUGAGGGGUUAUCAAUACUUCUGGCUUCAUGAGGGCUCUUAAAUUUUGUCUGAAAAACCAAAGGGCUGCGAGUAAGGGAGCUAUGUAGAAGGUGGGACUCUGAAGUGUAUUUUGGAACUUAAUCACCACCCUCUUCCAAAUUACAGAAUUUUUAAAAAAAGAAGAAACUGUGGCCCUUUCCACUCUCUCCUGGCCUCUGGUGCUGCUCCUCUCUGCCUUUUCUCCAUUCCAUGGCUUGAAACUGCUGCCUGGUGUGGCUCCUUCCUUUUUCCCCUUUGUCAAAUCCUCUUCAAGGGAGUAACAGAUAAGAGGAUUGGGUCAGCCUGAUCACCCCUCUCAACUGUGAUAUAUGUGUACACAACAUACACAAGGUGGAUAGAGAAGAGGCUGCUGAUUAAAAUACACUCCCCCUGGAAAGGGGAAGGGGGAGUGUGAUAAUUUUCCUUCCAUGUUCAAGUGAAAAUAAAUAACAUACCCUGCAGCCCUUUUCCCCUUUGCUUUUUUUCUGGCUUAGGCAAAGGGCACCUUAGGAGAAAGUAAAUUCCUCAUUUUUCCUUCCCACUCCUCUACCCUUAUUCCCACUCCCAUGCUUGGGAGAACGGGGCUGGGAUAUGCACUGAGUGUUGCACUUUUUUUUUUUUUGGUAGAGAGGCAAGCUGAAUGAGCCAGGAAGUCUAGAACUCAAGCCUAGUCCAGUAGGUACAAUACCACCUCCCCUUCCAGCUCCUAAAGGAGAUGUCCAGACACAGACUUUAUGAUUAUUAUAUUUUUUUCAAUGCCAGUGCUGCUCAGUCCUCAGCAUAAUUUCAGUUUUCAUGAAAUAAACAGUGACUAUAUAAAAUUCCACUUUUCUGGAACUGAAAUCUGAGCUCAGGUGAAAGUUUCUUCUUUCCCAAGAAGUUGAGUCUGUGUUCCAUUGAGAGUCAAGGUUCCCCAAGUGAAGGGAGCUAUGCUUGGAUCCUGCCUACAAAUCACAAUAGUAUCAUCUCACAAUGUGUUGGGGUGGGGUUUUGUGUGUCUUGUGUAUCUAUCUAUCUCAACUCAUGGAAGUCAAAGCCUUAAAACUGUGGGUGACCCAAAUUGCCAUAGAGGUCAGGCCUGCGAUGCUGGAACACAGGCAGAUUUUGGCGUAACUGUUGCAGAAAGUUGAGGUCAAUUCUGGCAAGGCAGAGUCCUGGCCCUUCAGAGCAACGAGCCACCACUGUUCCCCAGGGGUCUACCACCAUGCUGUGGCCAUAACUACUUCUCUUCUCAUGGUGGCGUCCACAUUGUGCAGCUGCCACAACGUAGCACUGGGUUUCAAUGGCACGGGCCCGCAGCAAUACCUGAGGAUGAGAUGUGUGUUAAGUACGUGUAGCAGCUACUAGGGAAGUGAUAAGAAAUGGACAUUACAGACCAAUCUACUACCCAUUAUAACCACUUUUUUUUAUACUGGGGACUGAAUCCAAGGGUGAUUUACCACUGAGUGCAACCCCAGCCUUUUAAAAUUUUGAGAUGGGAUCCUGUUAAGUUGUGGAGACUGGCCUCAGACUUGCAAUCCUCCUGCCUUAGCCUCCUGAGCAGUUGGGAUCACAGGAAUGAGCUACUGUGCUGUGCCCAUCAUAACCAUUCUGAUAAUUGCCUAGUGAUGAUUUACCAAAUUAACUGUAUGAUAAUAUGAGAGAACUAUCUGGGAAGUGAAUUUUCCCACUAGGUGAGAAGGGGAAGAAAAAUCUUUCCACUGGUUAGGCUAAAGGAGGAGAAUGAGGCUAAAAGGUCUUUGCUAGGUGUAGUGGUGCACACCUGUAAUCCCAGAAACUUGGGAGGCUGAAGCAGGAGGAUCCCAAGUUAAAAACUCAGCAAAUCAGCAAGGCCCUAAGCAACUUAGAAAGACCCAGUUUCACUGGACAUGGU
This is a messenger RNA of Sciurus carolinensis (gray squirrel), 3564 nucleotides long. RefSeq names its product death effector domain containing (gene Dedd). Gene Ontology annotation, cellular component: nucleolus. The transcript is spliced from 6 exons. Gene Ontology annotation, biological process: regulation of apoptotic process; extrinsic apoptotic signaling pathway via death domain receptors; apoptotic process. Gene Ontology annotation, molecular function: protein binding; DNA binding. The coding region runs from base 376 to 1332 and encodes 318 amino acids. The record is from RefSeq and is a predicted model, not a curated record. NCBI's taxonomy places the organism in Eukaryota, Metazoa, Chordata, Mammalia, Rodentia, Sciuridae.